Messenger RNA from Entamoeba invadens IP1, 1953 nucleotides. RefSeq names its product protein FAN, putative. The transcript is spliced from 4 exons. The record is from RefSeq and is a predicted model, not a curated record. The coding region runs from base 1 to 1953 and encodes 650 amino acids. NCBI's taxonomy places the organism in Eukaryota, Evosea, Mastigamoebida, Endamoebidae.
AUGCGGAAAAACACUUUGCGCAAUUACAGCUUUGUGAAGCCCAAAAGUCGGUUCAACCUUCUAUUGCUCGAACCUGGAGAACAAUAUUUGAAUGACUGUGCAUGUGUGUACUUUGAUACUAAUCGACAGCAAGAAGUUAUGGGCACUUUGAAAAUAUGCUCGUUCUCAGUGUUUUUUGCUUCAGACGAACAGUCGUUUCCUAUUCGCCGAAUUCAAUAUGACAACAUUUAUGAACUUGUGAAAACCCCCAACAACGAAAUUAUUAUUAAAUCAAGUAAACACACCGAUAUGAAAGAACAAAAUGGGAUCAAGCCAUAUAACAGUGUUGAAGUUGACAAGACACACCAAUUGACUCCAAAAUUUGUGAACUUUGAGGAAAUAUUCCAAUUACUCAAUCGCAUGCACAAACUAUUUAAAUCCGGAGAUAAGGAAGAUGUCUACGUCUACGCAAAUGAAUACAUUAACUCUCGACUUGACUCCCUCCAACCUCAUAUCGGAAUGUUUAAAAGAGUCGACGAGACUAUUUUAGAAAAUUGUCCAGCUACACAGAUCCUUCCUUUAAUGGAAAUUUCGGGGAGAUUUGUCCUCACACAAUACGCAUUUUACUUCAUCCCUUAUGUCGAAGAAAACAUCGCAACGAAGAGUGCAAAUUUGAAUGAUGUUGUCUACUUAUUUCGCCGGAGGUAUGUCAUGCAACACACUGGUCUUGAAUUCUUCUUUCAAAAGACGUCGACGUUCAUUGUGUUCAGUUCGCCAGAGGUCAGAAACAAAGUCCAAGCGACAAUUUACAACUCGACGAAGUGUAAAGUGAAGCCGGACGAUGGGAGUCAAUUCAAUGAAAUGAUAAAGAAGUGGAAGGAAAGGUCACUUUCCAAUUAUGAAUACCUCAUCUAUUUGAAUUUCCAAGCGGGAAGAAGUUAUAAUGAUUUAACACAAUACCCCGUCUUCCCUUGGGUUCUCUCAAAUUACACGUCAGACUCUCUCGACUUGAAUGACACGACAAAUUUCAGAGACUUAUCGAAACCUAUUGGCGCAUUAAAUCAUGAACGGUUGGACAAAUUACGUGAUAGAAUGAUGGAGAUGAACCCCCCUCUCUUCUUGUAUGGUACACACUACUCCACACCAGCGUAUGUUGUGUUUUUCUUGGUCCGAUUAGUGCCUGAGUUUAUGUUGCAUCUGCAAAAUGGCGUCUUUGAUAAGCCGGAUCGAAUAUUCAGCUCAAUUGAAGAAUGUUGGAAUGGCGUGUUGAGCCACACAAGUGAUGUUAAAGAACUUGUGCCUGAGUUCUAUCAAAACACUAGUUUUCUGAAUAACAAAGACCAUGUAUAUUUUGGGUAUAGAACUACACAAGACAUGAUCGACUCAGUCAGACUCCCAAAGUGGGCAACAACACAAGAAGACUUUGAACAGAUCAUGAAAGACGCUCUUGAGUCUGAUUAUGUAUCAGAGAAUAUCAAUAAAUGGGUCGACCUCAUCUUCGGCUAUUUACAACGACCGCCAGCAGCAUUUGAUGCGGAUAAUGUGUUUUACCCCGCAACGUAUGAAAAUGAUUUUAUUGAUACUAAGACAAUCAGUUUUAAAGAUCAAGCAAGAGAAUUCGGACAAACACCUUCACAACUCUUUGAAAUCCCAUCACCAGAAAGAAACUCUUUGGUUCAAGUAAACUACCCAGUACCACCGUUACAAGCCGUCGAUGUCAGAGACUCAUUCACAUUCACUCCGUUGAGUCGCAUUGACUUCACAUGCAGUGUCACACCUAAGACGAGACACGUCAUCGAAAUUAAAGGGCUCGACAAGCCCCUCAUUCUGGAAGCAGUCAACAUCGACUUGGACGAACCAAAGGAAAUAUCGGGGACACCUAUCAAAGAGCAGCAACCGCAGCAAAGACUCGAACAAAGGACGAAUUCGUCGGGGUUCUUUUCGUUCAGUGGGUUCUUUGGCAAGAAAAAGUAA